UAUUUUUUACCAGUUACAUUAUGACGUGUCUUGUAAAAUCAGAUAAAAUUAUGUAUUAAUUGUGUUAAUAGUAGUCAAAACAUGGGUAAACAAAAAAAAAAAAACUAAAACUAAAUUACGCUCUUUUGACAUUAUUUAUGAGAAAAAUACUGGUAAUACCAAAUGAUUCCGCAUAUUAACUCAAUUUCGAAUAUUUUUGGAAAUUGUACACUUUUAAUGCAAAAAGACGAUAUAGUGUGGAAAUUUAAAAAUUACUUGUAAUACAAUAGAUGUACACUUAAAUAACUAUAAUACUUACAACAUUAUGUUUUAUAGGUAAUUAUUGGGAACUUGAUAAGAGAUAUGCUAAUAGGCUUGCGUCCGACAUUUCAAUUCCCAUUAAGACGAAAAGACAUAAAGGAUAACAUCAUUGAAAUAGACGAUAUAAAAACACCCAAAUCUAUCCAAUCACUACGGAGACAAGAGACUCAAGAAGAAUCUCAAGAAUCUGAAAGUAGUUCUCAAACAGAUGAAUCUUCUGAAUCGGAUACUUCAGAAUCGGCCGCAGAUUCUAGAUCGAUGCCAGGAUCCAAUGAAGAUAACGCUGCAGAAGAAAGCGUUGAAGAUAGUGGAACCAGUGACAAUGAUGUACAGGAUUCGGCUUCGGUGAGCAAUGAAAACGAUUCGGAUUACGAUUCAGAUGAACCUCCCGGUGGGGAUGGAAUGGGGGGUGGAAUCCUAGGCUUACUCGCCGGGUUGAGUGGUGGAGACGGUGAUUCUGAUUUAGGUACAUUAUUAGCAACAGUAAGCGGUAUAGUUGCAAAUCUUAGCGGCGAUGGAAUCGACCUAAAUAGUCUAAUCGCAUCCGGAAUCGGAUUAUUUGCUGGUCUAUUAUCCGAAGGAGAAGAAAAUCCUGGAUCUAUAGUAGCAAGUUAUUUGCUGACUUCGUUAGACACUAUUACAGGAGGCGGUGCGCAAAACAAUGGAGCUUUUUUCGGAAAGUUUAUUUCGAAACUGGUCAAAGGGACCAGUGCUGCUGGCGACCCAGAUGCCAGCUCCGAGGAAGGCGACAAACCUUUAAUGGCGGAUUCGGCUGGCUUCCUCCUUAGUUUGAUCACAUCGCUUCUCGGAGAUAUGUCCAAGGGCAGCUCGGAUGGUAGCAGUUCUUGAAAAUGCCACGCAAGAAUCACAUAGCCAUAUUGAAUCUGAAUAUUUGGAGAUUUUCCAAAUAUCUCAUUUUUUUGUUACAGAGAGCUUUCUAGAGUUUUUUUUUAACAAUAAACAAACCGAACUAAUCUAGUACUUUAUUUAUUUUAUUAUAUUUCAGCAAAAGCGUAAGUAAACAUUUUUAUUAACAACAUAUUAUAUGCACAAAGAAAUCGAUAAGCAUUUAAAACACGAAUAAAUAAAGAACCUUUUUUAGUUAACUACAUGUGCAUAUUUUCAGCGCAGGAGCCCACAAAAUGUUCAAUUAUUAUUUGUCCAUUUAUUUGAGGUAGCCGUGAAGAAAAAUUAUGCAAUAAGGCGUAAUUUAAAGAUUUAAAAUUAAAUUAAAUACUAGAUCGCACCCUAUAAGAGUUAGUGUCUCACACUGGGCCUUUUCAGUUCACUGUACAAUAAUGUUGUUGUUUUAUUUCAUUUCAUUUACAGUUUCCUACAUACGCAAAUACAUCUCUACCUACAUAUUAAAUAAAUAAUGAAUAUUUACUAACAAUCACGCCACGUUAACUGGUCCCGUGAUAAGUUCGUAAAGAACUUGUGUUACAGGUACCAGAUAACGGAAAUAAAUGUAAGAUUUUUAUUAUACACAUACAUAUAUUUAAUAUACAUCCAUAACCCUGGAAAAACAUUUAUAUUUAUCGUACAAAUAUCUUCCCUUGGCGGGAUUCGAACCCGCGACCCCCUUGUGUAGUGACCAUGUCACUUACCACUACACCAGACGGCCGUUAAAUACGUUAAUUACUACAUAUUACUGCCGAGAAAGGUAUGUUCGUUUAAGCAUAUCCGAUUCCCUUAAAGCUUAUUUGUUUUCGUCGUAACUGUGUGCAGUUAUCACUGCCAUCUACAAUACUACGAGAAGUUUUGCGCGAACCCUUCCCAUAGAUGUAAUAUUUGCAUUGAUCAUAGCGUUGAAAGCCCUCAGUUUGUUUUAAAUUGUUCUAUAUCUACGAACGAUCAGUGGUGCGUGGAGCAGCGAACUAAUUGUAAGCCUUAUAUAACCCGAACCUCUUCAUUCUGUUGUUUCGUGUGAUCGCGCCGCUAAGACUUAAGUAGCAAGAAAUUCCAGAAAUGACAUGAAACUUAAUUUAAAAUUUUCAUUUGCAGACCAGAGCUGAAACAAGUGUUUCACCACUGUGGACCCUCAAGCUGGACAUUCUGAAGGCGGUCUUGCAUUUCGGGACCAGCAUUUUGGGACUCUCUUCAUCUACAUCUAGUGAAGCUUCUGCGUCAUAGUUACGCUUACUAAUAAAUUAAUUCUUGCAGUAUUGUCAUUUUGUUAGAGGUAUAAACUUUAGCGAACCUAUUUCUUGAUAACGAGAAAUUAAAAAUGAAGAAUCUUAAAUGUGAAAUAAUCAAUGCUGUAUGCUUUAAAUCAUUAAAUAAUAUUUGAUAAUUC
Messenger RNA from Bombyx mori (domestic silkworm), 2596 nucleotides. Its product is annotated as dentin sialophosphoprotein. The coding region runs from base 343 to 1149 and encodes 268 amino acids. Lineage: Eukaryota; Metazoa; Arthropoda; Insecta; Lepidoptera; Bombycidae. The record is from RefSeq and is a predicted model, not a curated record. The transcript has 6 exons.